AUGGACUACUUCACUGCUACUAAUGACUCUAGCUCAAAUAAUUUCUCUAAAUCGUCUUCUUCCGUGACAAAAAACAAUCGUGGUGGUGGGAAGAACAAAAGCAAAGGAGUGAGGCUGUCCACUGAUCCACAGAGCGUGGCUGCUCGCGAGAGGAGGCACAGGAUCAGUGACCGGUUCAAGAUCUUGCAGAGCUUGGUUCCUGGUGGGACCAAGCUUGACACUGUGUCCAUGCUGGAGGAGGCUAUCCACUAUGUGAAGUUCCUCAAGACUCAGAUAUGGCUUCACCAGAGCAUGAUCAACUCUGUGGACGAUCACCAUGAUCCAUCACCGUCCAUGUUGAUGGACAUUCCAGCUCAUCGUCAUGGUCUUCAUCCAACUGGGUGCUUUGAUCAGCUUCCCCCGCAGCAUCAUCAGCAGACUCAUGAUUUGUUCGCUCACAGCAAUUUCGUUAGUGCUGCUGGUUCAGUGCAACCACCAUCGCCAGCGGUUAAUAUUCCAAUAAUGCCGGAGUAUAAUUGCUUCCAAGGUCAAGAAACCCUUGCCAAUAUUGAAGCCUAUAUGAAAUAUUAUAGCUAG
Molecule: messenger RNA, 576 nt
Organism: Malus domestica (apple)
Lineage: Eukaryota; Viridiplantae; Streptophyta; Magnoliopsida; Rosales; Rosaceae
Product: transcription factor bHLH140-like
Biological process (GO): regulation of DNA-templated transcription
Molecular function (GO): DNA-binding transcription factor activity; protein dimerization activity
Source: RefSeq, a predicted model, not a curated record